Armigeres subalbatus is the source of this 1000-nucleotide messenger RNA. RefSeq lists its product as uncharacterized. The record is from RefSeq and is a predicted model, not a curated record. Bases 667 to 996 code for a protein of 109 amino acids. The transcript has 2 exons. Lineage: Eukaryota; Metazoa; Arthropoda; Insecta; Diptera; Culicidae.
AAAGUCCAUUAACGCGUGCUGCCAGAACCAUAAUUGAGACAUAACUGGAAUCAUUCUCAAUGCAAUUCCGUGGUGGGACGUCAUAUUGUCAGCUGCAGUAUUAAACCGAGCCUGAUGAUAUGACCAGAUUUACACCACUACACACUACUACAGAGUAUAUAUCCCAACCAAGGCUGAUAAUACAAAACUGUAUGCGAAAAACAAUCGUUUUGGAUUUGAAUAUGAAUCGACGGCUACAAACACAUGAAUUCAGAAGCGACUAACAUAUAAAUAACUAAUGAAGUCCUGAUGAUAAAUUUUGAACAAACCAAACUGUGUUAUACGAAAUACAAUGUGUGUAUGCCCCUGUAAUGCGAGUUUGUGAACGCCGCAAAAACUGUUACACAAAUCACAAACACGGUCCCGACGCAUUGCAUCAUACGAAAGAUAACUUUAGUAUCUUCGUAUAUGGACAACGCCACGUAUCCUUGGAAACUACCGAGUCAUAACAUAUGACUUUCCAACAGGAGUCACGCAAUCGACCGAACACCUAUGACGUGGUACGGCACUAACUGCUGGCUCACUAGCUGCACCGGACGUAUUAAGAUUGAUUGACAGUUGCAUCAGUUCUGAAGUCGGUGAAAUUUCGGACGAAAUUCAAUUUUAAAUUGUUUACCGUGCAAAACAAUGAAGCACCAACAGGUGGUUCCGGAUUAUUCCGCUAUGGUGCAAACUUCCGGCACCGUACUGUGUUUGGUGUUUUCCGGCUGGGUUCUUUUCAGGCUAGUGCAGGCAGUUUUCUGGUUACCGGGAUAUCUCGAACAAACCCAGGGAAAAUUGUAUGAAAAGAUAGAGAGGAAGCCAGCGUCGGAAAAAUCGAGCAAAAAAGCCAAGGCCAAAGAUUCGGAUGUCGAGGAAGACGAUGGCUUAAUAGAAAACGAAGAAAAGGGAAAUGACGACGCAAAUCAGCGUGAGAAAACAACGAAUGUCGAUUCGGACAAAAAGAAGCAAAACUAGAAUU